GAUCACUCCGACUCCACUUGUCUGGCAUCCUUCGCAUCUUGGCCUUUCUAUCUUUUAUGGUUCUCAAUACAUUUACCUAUUCCUUUUUCUUGCCAACAUCCCUCAUCGUUCACCUAUCAGAAGUGGCAAACAGCAACAACUGCAUUGAGAUUGAAUAGCUAAGAAGCGUAAUGAAACCACAGACGCAAGAGCAGGGUCAUUGGCUGGACAAAUACGCAACGAACUAUGCAGAAUGGAAACUAUCUGAUAGUACAGAUGGCAGGCAGCUAUUCAACCGUCCGCUUGGGCUAGUGGAGACUUCAUUUGACUCAGAUGGCACGUACUACGGUGGCCGGGCAGAUAUGACGGCCCUCUAUACAUUGGCAAUCCAGCACAAGCUCCCAAAGACAGAAUUGAGACGUAGGAUAGCGCUCGCGUGGACCGCUUUACGGCUUCAACAUCCUCUGCUUAUGGCUCGAGUUGUUGACAACCAAGAAACUGGAACACGGGGUUUCGCCGUCGACGUACCUGUUUCCUCUGAAUCUGCAAUCGAACAGGUCGAGCAGAGCAUUAUCUGGAUCGAAGAUGCAUAUGACGAAGUUGAUGAGAAAGAAUUAUACCGUCACGCCUACAACGUGACUCGCAUCGUCGAGCCCGCAAAAUGCUUAUCGAAGCUGCAUGUGCUACCUUUGCGGAAACUUCCAAACGGGACAUAUGAGCUGAGAUUGCUCAUCGUGAUUGCGCACCAGAUCUCCGAUGGUCUCUCGGCGUACAAUUGGUUCAGCCACUUUCUUCGCAUCAUAAACCAGCCGUCUCAGAACAUCUUGGCAGAGAUCGAGUCUGUCUGUACGUCAGAGAAGAUCAAGAAAGUCUUACCAGCCGCUCAAGAAGACCUAUACCCACCCAUUGCAGGCAACAGGGCGAGACAGCGUUGGUUCUGGGCGCUCAUCAGAGUGCUGAGACAUGUGAAGAAAGGAGGACUACCACCUACCUUCACGAAUCCGCUACGGAGAGAAAAGAGGCUCGACGAACCAUUACGACUAGAACCUAAGUUCGAUAGAGUCUUCGACUAUAGCCCUUCAACCCGCCCUCCGAUGUCAUGUGGUCAUGUCUCCGCAUCGCUUUCAGCUGCCGCUUCAGCACGUCUGAUAUCACUAUGCCGAUCUGCAAACGUCAGUAUAGGAGCUGGGUGUUUCGCUCUUGCCGGUCUAGGCAUGAUGUCAAUCCACGAAAAGCGUUCUCCUUCAGACAGUCACCCGCCAUUCACAGCAUCGUUUCCUCUAAACCCGCGCGGCUUCUUUGUGAACCCACCACCGGCAGACUCAUGCAUGCUAGCCUUCAGCGAAGGGAUAGUAAUGCCUUUCUUAUCUUCAGAUCUACCAGUAGAAGGAAGGUUCAAACUAACAGCAAAGCACGCCAAUCGCGAGUUGCGGGUCUACCAAAAACGCUUGAAAGGAAAGGGGAAGACAGGUACAGCAGGUAUUCUUGACAAACACUCACCAGGCCGUCUACUCGCGACCGGCUACGUCACACAGAUUGAGCGUGUCGAAGCAAAACUACCACCCGAACGCCGUUCACCCUCUUUCCAGAACCCGCAAGGCUCCCUAGCUCCCAGCACAGCUGGCUACGGAGCGACGUGCGGAGUCUCAUCCAUCGGCCCUCUGGCUACAUUUUUCAAGCGCGGAACAUAUGAUUUGAAGAACCUAGGGGACAAAGACUUUGCGGCGGACUUCCGAGACGUGAAUAUUGGGGUCAGAGCACGGGAGAAUGAGUUCUUGGUUGGAAGUUCGACUAGUGCAGAGGGUAUCAUUGGAUUUGGGGUUAGCUAUGAUUUGAAUGCUAUCAGUGCUGAGGCGGCGGAAAUGUGGAAGGAGACAAUGGAAGGAAUGCUGGAGGUGAGGGAGGUGGCGAAGUUGUAGGUGUGGGGUGAGGUGGGUGACUAUGUAUAAGAUUGUUUUUUCUAAGCUUCUCAAAAGACUAAUCUGCAUAUACUUGCUACAUUUGGCGUUAGUGAACUAGAGAUUUGAAGAAUUUCUAACACCUCUAAGAUGUCUUAUGGUACAGGGAGACAAGUCAACAGAUACGACCCAACUGGCAAAGGUCGAAGACAUGAAAGCGCGAUCUGUAUGAAGCUGUCCUUCUUUUCUCAUUGGAAGUUGAAGGCCAUAGCAAGGAACACUUUGUUAACCUCUCCCAGUGAAGUAUUAAAGUGAG
Alternaria alternata is the source of this 2193-nucleotide messenger RNA. RefSeq lists its product as hypothetical. Bases 171 to 1898 code for a protein of 575 amino acids. The record is from RefSeq and is a predicted model, not a curated record. The transcript has 2 exons. Lineage: Eukaryota; Fungi; Ascomycota; Dothideomycetes; Pleosporales; Pleosporaceae.